Messenger RNA from Tinamus guttatus (white-throated tinamou), 435 nucleotides. It is a transcript of the gene PAIP2B, whose product is annotated as poly(A) binding protein interacting protein 2B. NCBI's taxonomy places the organism in Eukaryota, Metazoa, Chordata, Aves, Tinamiformes, Tinamidae. Gene Ontology annotation, cellular component: cytoplasm. The record is from RefSeq and is a predicted model, not a curated record. Gene Ontology annotation, biological process: negative regulation of translational initiation. Gene Ontology annotation, molecular function: mRNA regulatory element binding translation repressor activity.
CCGUAACGAUGAACGGUUCCGACGUUGCCAACACCAGCACCCCCAGCCCCAAAUCCAAGGAGGACCAAGUAGCGAACGGCCACGAUGAAAAGGAGAGCAACCCCUUUGCGGAGUACAUGUGGAUGGAGAACGAGGAAGACUUCAACAGGCAGGUGGAGGAGGAGCUGCAGGAGCAGGAGUUCCUCGACCGCUGCUUCCAGGAGAUGCUGGACGAGGAGGAGCAGGACUGGUUCAUUCCCUCCCGCGACCUGCCCCAGGGCAUGGGGCAGCUGCAGCAGCAGCUCAACGGGCUCUCCGUGACCGACGGGCACAGCUCCGAGGACAUCCUGAGCAAAAGCACCUUGAAUCCAGACGCCAAGGAGUUCGUGCCUGGUGUGAAGUACUGACCUUGGAAGCUGGCUCAGAAAGACUGUGUCCGUCUGCCACGGUGGGAAG